Molecule: messenger RNA, 1469 nt
Organism: Salvia splendens (bonfire salvia)
Lineage: Eukaryota; Viridiplantae; Streptophyta; Magnoliopsida; Lamiales; Lamiaceae
Exons: 6
Coding region: 40-1119 (359 amino acids)
Source: RefSeq, a predicted model, not a curated record
UAACUACUUUCGUCUAACGAAAAAUUGGCGAGGAAACAAAUGGCUACUGGAACUGGAACAAACAGGAAGAUCUCAGCUUCUUCUGCAAGAGCUCACACCCGCAAACCUAAAUCCAACUCUCAUUCAAGAAUUUCAGGGAUCUUUAAGAAACUUCUGUUGGUUUUCUUUGUGGGAUUCUUGGCUUGGGCCUAUCAGGCAAUAAAGCCUCCUCCUCCAAAGAUCUGUGGCUCGAAAGACGGGCAUCCAGUUACAGCUCCAAGAAUUCAGCUCAAGGAUGGAAGACACUUGGCUUACAAAGAAUUUGGUGUCCCAAAGGAUAAUGCAAAGCACAAGAUUGUGUUUGUCCAUGCCUUGGAUACUUGCAGGCAUGAUGUGUCUGCUAUAACUUCUGGACUCUCGCCGGAUUUUGUUGAAAGUGGAGGGAUCUAUAUCGUUUCAUUCGACAGACCUGGUUAUGGAGAGAGUGAUCCAAACCCUGCCCAAACACUUAGAAGCAUUUCUUCUGACAUCGAGGAGCUUGCUGAUCAGUUGGGAUUAGGAUCCAAAUUUUAUGUUGCUGGAUUCUCCUUGGGUGGCCAGAUUGUGUGGACCUGCCUCAAGCACAUUCCUCACAGGUUGGCAGGAGCAGCUCUGAUUGCACAUUAUUGGUGGAAAGGUAUUCCUUCGAACCUCUCUGCAGAAGCAUAUAAGAAGCAGCUUCUUCAGGACCAAUGGGCGCUUCGUGUAGCUCACUAUACACCGUGGCUUAUCUACUGGUGGAACACCCAAAAGCUGUUUCCUUGUAUGAGUAUUAUUGCUCGCAGCACCAAAGUUCUCUCUCAACAAGACGUAGAACUAAUGCCAAAGAUUCACUUCUUAAAACAAGAGACUGCGGCACAGGUAAGACAGCAAGGUGACUACGAGUCAAUUCACCGCGAUCUGGCAUUUGCCUUUGGGAAGUGGGAAUUCGACCCAACGGAAUUGAGAAACCCCUUUGCAGAAGGGUCAGGCUCUGUUGAUAUUCUGGUCCCUGCCACACUGCAGCGUGAGAUUAACUAUCACGAGGUUCGUGGUGCUGGCCACAAGUUUCUGUACGCUGAUGGAAUAGCUGAUUCGAUCAUACAAGCACUUGUUUCUUAGGAUGCCUGCACCAGAUGUGGAGUAUGAUUUUUCAACAAUUUAGAGAAAAGACCUGAAUCUAGACGUAAUGAAUCUAGCAAUUAGCAUAAGAGCAUGAUUAAUGCCGCGGACCACACCUGGGUCCUGGCCAGCGGCUUGGAACGUUGGAGGGGAGGGAGACGCGGCUCAGGCGGCGCCUGGUGACGAAGGAGAGUCCCCGGGCCGCACCCGGUUGGGUCCUGGCCGGCCUUGCAUGCUCCCGGGGCGCGCCGCAAUUCAAUUUUAUUUUUCUUUUUUUUUAAAUUGAAUUUUUUUGGAUUGUUGCACAUGCAUACCUUCAUAUUUGUUGUAUUUUCGAGUUGAGGAGAGAA